This is a messenger RNA of Candidozyma haemuli, 729 nucleotides long. Its product is annotated as 21S rRNA (uridine2791-2'-O) methyltransferase. The transcript has a single exon. Gene Ontology annotation, cellular component: mitochondrion. Gene Ontology annotation, biological process: RNA methylation. NCBI's taxonomy places the organism in Eukaryota, Fungi, Ascomycota, Pichiomycetes, Serinales, Metschnikowiaceae. The record is from RefSeq and is a predicted model, not a curated record. Bases 1 to 729 code for a protein of 242 amino acids. Gene Ontology annotation, molecular function: rRNA (uridine-2'-O-ribose)-methyltransferase activity.
AUGUUCUCUCUAAAACGCUUUUCACCAUGGAUGGCCAAUUAUAUCCCCUCAAGGGCCAAGUCGGGCACUUCGCUGCGCAGAUGGGUGCUCAGACAAAUGGUGGAUCCACAUGCCAAAAAGUCCAAAACUGAAGGGUACAGGUCCAGAGCAGCAUAUAAGCUUUUAGAGAUUGAUACGAAGUUCAGGUUAUUUGGAAAACACGCUAAAAACAUUGUGGAUCUUGGUUUUGCGCCUGGAGCAUGGACGCAAGUGGCACUCAGCAAGAGCCGAGCUAAGGGAACUGUUCCUAAUGUUUUGGGCGUCGAUUUGAUACAUUGCCAGGCUCCCGAAGGCUCUUCGUUCGUUCAAGGCGACAUUUUCUCGAAAAAGACCCACGACGAGAUCUCUGCCUUCUUUGAACCCAAAGGACCUCUUAACCUUGUGCUCAGUGAUAUGAUGGCCAACACUAGCGGGCUUGGUGAUAACGACCAUUACGCCAGUAUGGAAUUGUGCGAUGGAGUAUUGAUAUUGGCACUUUCUAUGCUCCAGAAAGGUGGAAACCUUGUGAUGAAGUUCUACACUGGCAAAGAGGACCAGCUCUUACAGAAACGGUUGGAGAAGGUUUUCCUGAGAGUACACAAGAUGAAACCUACAGCUUGUCGAGCUGAGCUGAGAGAAAUGUACUUUGUCUGUUUGAAGAAAAAGAAGGAUAAAGUGGCCGUAGAAGAUGUCUAUGAGCCAGUAGCAUAG